Molecule: messenger RNA, 12320 nt
Organism: Dreissena polymorpha
Lineage: Eukaryota; Metazoa; Mollusca; Bivalvia; Myida; Dreissenidae
Product: MAM and LDL-receptor class A domain-containing protein 1-like
Exons: 7
Coding region: 160-1266 (368 amino acids)
Cellular component (GO): membrane
Source: RefSeq, a predicted model, not a curated record
AGACGAUAUUUAAUCUUCGAAUGAAAUUCAUAUGUUCUCAUAUCGCGUUUGUUUAAAUAGACCUGCGAUUUCCUUGUCGCUGGGCACUCAAUAUUUGUACACGGGCGGAAAACGAUCUAGCUGUGUAUUUGAUUGAGGACUGGGUGUGCACAGACCAACAUGAAGAUUUACAGCAUUUGGCUUCUUCUAAUAGUUGCUAUUUUAACAGGUGCACAAAAUGGACCAAGAAUUACGCCUGGUUUUGAACAAAAACACUUAGCUGAACUAAGGAACGGACCACAACAUAAUGUUGUUAUUAACAAACAGACAGAAAUAAAAAGAAAGAAUCCAAACAGAUUUAUAAACCAUAUCCUAUUUUCGGGAAAUUUAACAGAAUUAAAAAUAAAUCUUAGUAACGCAAUACAAAAUAUGGUCAAUAAAAAUGAAUGUGAAAGCGUACGAGAGAAUGAACGAAAUAAAUAUGUUCGAAAAAAGUGUACCUUGAAAACAAUAGAAGGUAUUGCCGUUGGGGUCGUUUGGUCAAAAUGGACAUCGAAAGGAAGUGACGUAUUAGUCGAUUGCAAUUAUGCGCGAUCAUGCAGCAUACCGAUAGGCCUUACUGAAGACAAUGCGAUUAUUCACUUGGACAAGGUAGAGAUGUCUACCUGUACAAAAAAACAGCGGUGUCCGCAAGAGAAUGACGUCACGCCUAAGCCCUUGUGCAGCUCGACCCGGCCCAAGAGGGCCCCCUUCUCCGGCGACACGUCGUGUGUAGUUAUCAGAACAGUUGAAAGGUCUGUUUGCGACUUUGAGAAGGACUUCUGUGACUGGAGCCGCGCCCCUGGUAGUACGUUUAACUUCGCACAGGUAAAAGGCCCGACCGACGUGGCGAAUAAAACAGGACCGACGGCCGACAGACACGGGUCUCCAACAGGUUAUUAUAUUUAUGCUGAUGCCAGUAAUAACAUGGGACAAAUCGCCACCCUUCGCUCCCCCAAUUUCUCGUCCGGAACGUACUGUAUGGAAUUCUACUAUCACAUGUUUGGCGUUAACUUUGAAGGAAGUUUGCAACUGAUGAUGUACACUUCGAAAACAGCACCACAAAGUGUCUUCACGAAGACAAGUUCAAUUGGUAACAAAUGGAAUCGGUUCCAGGGAAUUUUAAACGCAACUGCGUUGAAAAAUGAGACUUUUCAUUUCGAAUUUAAGGCGAGGAUUGGAAAAAGUUACACAAGCGACAUCGCUGUCGACGACAUCAGUAUAACAAAGGGACGUUGUUCAAAAUAGCAGGACACACCGAGUUGAACCGUUACAAGAGAAACCAAUGAUUGUUGACGACAUUUAUAUACGAUAUGGAUGUAAAGCUGUGUUGUUGUGUUACCCAUACCGCUGCUCGUAAAAAGGUACAUUUGGUUUAAGUUUCAGAAUGCGAAAAUCAGGUUUCUUUACAAGGUCAAUCUGUAACAUGGUCAAUAUGUGUUUUUUUUAAUUAUUAGUUUUUACUAUGCAAUGUUUGUGCCUUUCUCUCCUAGCAUGUUCGUUUGUUUGUAUUGAUUACAAUUUUAUUUUUCCUCAUUUUACAUAUGUAUUUUUGUACAGUAGUUGAUUACAGUACACAGUCCCUAAAAUGUGACAUACUUUUUAGCUAGCUCUUUUUUUGCUGAUUACUCAGUUAAAAUAGUGAGUUUAAAAGUGAUUUUGGUAUCGAAUUAAAGAGGAAUACUCUUUUCAUACAGUGAUAUAAAAAAUAAAAUUAAACAACAAAUCAGGAAAGAGAUAUUGAUGUGAAAAGACAAAUUUUGUUGUCUGUUGGAAAAUAGUAAUUUCUAUUUACCAGUUUCAAAUAAUGCAAAAGGAUUAAAGAGGAAUAAAUCAGCAGCGGGAAUAACAGUUAUUGGAUUACUGAACAGCUCUGCUAUCACACCAAGUACUGCAAGAUACUGAAUAAAUCAAAUAUAUUUGAAAGCUGUUACAUCUUAAAGCUACCAAAGCUUAAACAUUACUUCAUGAGUGGCAAAGAAUCUACAAAAGGGUUGAAAUAGUACCAUGUAAUCCAAUUGAAUUCACAAUCUCACGAAAUAGUUGUAAUGUCUAAAUUGUCAUGUUUCAGAUAAAGUUUUGACCGUAGUCAAUUGCGUUUGAUAUACUGUGUGCAACGGAACCUCUUAAACAAACACAUUUACGAACGAAUACGGUGAAAGGUCGUCAUGUGCAAAGAAUGUUCACGAGCAUAUGAACUUAUUCGAUGAAUUCGUUGCGAAUGCUUCCGCAGUUGCGCAUAAAAUUGUGGACGAAAUGGAAUCUAGUUAACAUCAACAUUCAAUUGCUGAAAAAUUAUUACUAGAUGUAAAUGAUAAAAUGAUCAAACUAAGGUCGCAGUUUAAUAUAUGCCAUAUGAAUUGAAUCACUGAGCAAUCGUAAAUGGUCGAUUCAUAGCAUAGACUCCGAAUGAAUGUCGAAACAUUUAACAGGAAUAGUCGUUAAAAAUUCAAUGUCCGACUCAUAAAUUGGGCAACACUGCAUUGGCAUUUUACUACAAUCAGGCUGAAUUUAUUUAUGGACGUAUCGAUAAUUCAAUAAACAUAAGGGUAUUGUUUCCACUGACAAACAGUUUGGACAACGAAAUUUAUAAAUUAAAUUUCUGUAUAACUCCUCUUGACAAUAAUAGAAAAAAAGAUGCUAAUGGAUUCACAUCAAAACCGCGGUAUUUAAUUUACAACGAAAACGAUCUAUUAUUCACAUUUCCCGAUGAAUCAUUUUCGAGAGACUGUUUGGCAGCAGGUUCAACUAUUUUAUGCAAACAGAAUAAAAUAUUUGAAAUCGAUUUAGAAACACAAAUUGUUUCGUUGAACUCUUAAAACACGGGGACAAUGCAAACACGAAAGAUAUAUGUGAAUAUAAGAUAGUAAGAAACGUCUUGAAACCAGAGUUGAGAAUCUUAAAUAGUUCUAAGGUACUUGCAUACAUGCAAUCAAAUAAAAAAUUGGAAUGUGUUAAUCAUUCUAAAACAAUCGAUGAUUGUAAAUACUGCGUUAUCGAUGUACCAUGCGCAUUUAAAGUAGUCUUACAAGGUCAACGUAUUGAGGAACAGUUCACAAAAUGUUUGACAAAAUAUAUCCAAUUAUUUUCCGUUACUCCAGCAUUUUUUUAAUAAUACGAUUUUGGAUAAUUUGAUGAAAAACAUCUCGUAUUCUGAUCCAAUAAAUGUAUUACUACCGAAAUUUUAAACAUUCGAUCAAAACACACAGGAUAUAUUAACUCGUUCACACAAAUUAGAAAUAGACAUGCACACCUUUGUCAAAAGAGCAAAAGAAAAACCAAAGUGUGUACCAAAGUCUUACGGAAGCAUUUCUCAAUGGUGAAAAUUCAAUUUCAUCAGGUUUAUCCACUUUCGAUAUAAUUGCAAUCAUAUUUAUACUACUCACAAUCGGAAACACGCUAAUGUUGAUAAUCCUUUCACGGAAAAUUCGCAUUUUAUUAACUGCAAUUAUACUACUAAAACCCGCUGCGGCACACCAUCUCAAAUACGACAAUCCAACCACGUCCUGACCACUUCAGGAAUUUUCCAACAAUCUUAAUACUCUCUGAGAUAUUAACUUUUCUUGUAUUUCUGGCCAUGAUUCAUGUUUUCGUGCUAAUAACAAUCCUUCGAAAAUUGCAAAUAUUCAAAGGACAACGUGGUACUCGUAUGAUUUUACAUAUAUUAAAUAGUCUAAAUUGCAUUCAUAUCAAUAUCGUAAGUUCAGCUUCUUUCCGAUCAGAAUGGAUCAUUAACUUACUGGUCACACUGAAUAUUGACGGAAUACGCUUUUGGAUUGUUUCCAAAACUUCUCAUUUAUGCUUCGGAAAUAUCUUUUCGAAACACUACAGGAGAUAUAAUUAUGGAAAUACCAUUUGCUCUGUCAAUCGGCAUGUACCAAUACAUCACACUUUGAAAAAUGCUUAAAACAAACUAUCACAAUAAAUUAUUCUUAGCACACAAUGGAGUUAAGGAACUCACUUAACCAAAAUUUAACUUAAUCAAAUUCUUAAAAAAUAUAUUGCAUUAGUUAUAACUUUGUUUUGAUUGAUUGAUAAUUAUGAUCACUUUGGCCUAUAGUAUUAUUUUGAUGUCAAACUGAGCAUGCAUUUCAACUAUGAUGUAAAUUAUUCAAUGUUGGAUUUCGUAUAUUUUGUUCCAUUCAACCAUUCAACCAUUAUAAACAUUAAAAAAUUGAAAUGAAUUUAUCUAAUCUUCAUUAUUAAAUACUUCACCUUACAUGUUCUUCUCAUCUAAGAUGUCGAUAGUUACAAAUUUCCAUUUUACUCAAUAAAAACACGCUUCAUGUUUAUCUCUUUUUAAAGCAUACUUUUGCAAAAACAUGCUAAGUGUGAAUAUUGAAAUAAAUAUUACAAUUGUUUUCUCAUUAUGGCUCAGCAGAUUAAGUCUAUAUAUCAAGAAAUCGUUCAGUUUGUGAUGCAAGCACCAAAUUUGGCAAAUACACUCUUCAGUAACUAUAGAUUUGAUAAAGCACGUUAGCUAAUACAAUAUUUCAAAAUGGCGCCCGUUUUCAAGAUGGACACCGUCAGGAUUGGAAAAAGAAAAAAAAAGAAACAAAUUCUCUAAAAGGUUUUACUGCUGUGAAUAUUACUUGAUUUUGAUUUCGUACACAACAAUUUGACUAGUUUGAUUAUAAAUUCAGACAUUGUUUAAGGUUAAUAUAGUACACACAAAGUCAACAUGGCUUCCAAAAUGACCGCCAAGAUGGCCGCAAAAAUCUAUUUAUGAUCAUAGCUAUGUAACUAUCCACUCAAAUUUGAUGAAUUUGGUGUCUAAACCCAGGUUUCGGGAUGCAAAGAACACAUUUAUUUCGUCAGGCAAAGUGUAAGUUAAUAAUGUCACACAGAAAUCCAACAUGGUGUCAAAAAUAACUGCCAAGAUGGCCGCCAAAAUAUAUUAAUGAUCUUAACUAUGUUACUUUCCUCUAAAUUUUAUAUCUCGAUUUUGGUGUCUAUAGAUAGGUUUCAGGGUGCAAAGAACACAUUAACUUCAUCAGAUAUUUUUUUAAGUCUAUAAUAUAUCACUUUAAUUGAGUUGAGGUUAUUAUUAAGCAGUUGAAUAAUCAUAAGCUUCCAUUUAUGACAUUUGGAAGAAAGAAUGAACUAGCACAUGACUUCAAAAUAGGAUCAGGAUUUAGUAAUUUCUGUAGACUUUAUUCUUUAUCGUUGCUGAAAAUCAUUGAAUAUUAAUUACAGCCUGAAUAAACAUGAGUACUUCCAAAAGGUUAAUAUUAUACACUUUGUGUUCCUUUGACUAUUUAUUUACAUCAAAGCUGAAGUAGAUAGGAUCGUUAUACUGUUUCUUUAACAAUUUCAACGUCUGCAUCCACUCAAGACAGAACAACUAACAUCCCAUUUAAGGCAGAGUUGUGCUGAUCAGAGCAAUCGUGCCGGCUUUGUUUCUGUCACGAGACAAAAAGUAUUCCUUUUUUACAUUAGUAUUCUGCUUCUUUGCUGAAACUCACAAUAUGAUUCACGUUUGUUUCAUCAUCCCCGGUGCGUGUUGUCUUUGUUAUAAUGACCGUCUUCGUAGCAAUCGAACCCCACUGGCGCUUGUCCGUAAUGUAUUUUCUAUGGAUCUUUAUAAGACUCGGCUAUUGCGUUAUAUAAGUCGCCUUACUCCAUGGUCAAGGAUUUAGCAAAUACCACCAUCAUGCAUCUGUUUCAUGAAUACAGUUAAUCCCAGCCUCACAUGGCGUGUCUAUAGCAUACUCUCAAAUUGCCUGAGCGAUCUGAGGCUUAUCUGCUGUACACAGUAUGUUCUUGGUUUCAAAGAAGGCAGCAGGAUGGGAGCUCAGUUUAAAAGACAAUACGACUGCACGGAAAGGAUCUCCAGAUUUUGACACCACCCGGAAACGUUGGAACAGAAGAGCAGGAUAAAAAGCACGGUCAGAAGCGAUCUAAACAGCCAAGCUAUUCACAAAAGCUUUGGCUCUGUAUUCUCUCGUGAAUUUAUAAGCAAAGACCGACUUUUCUAUGAUAUCUCUUAUGAUCGUUUUCCCAACCGCCUCAACUGCAUGAACAUUCACAUCUAACCCAGUCACUAUCUUAUUGACCAUGUUUCUCAGAGAAGGGUUAGCUGUGUAUGUAGAGCAGGUUGUAAUAUGUGUCUACAUUUUCUAUAGAUCAAAAGAAUCCCCUUUGAUGCACGCCUCAGUUGAAUCUUUGUGUUGUGGAAUUGAAGUAUAGAUCAGAUCUGUGAAAUCCUGCAUCCCACUGUUGUGCUCGGAUGAUGCAGAUAGGGUCCAAGAGGUUUGCAUUUCCUCGGCCAUUUUACUGCCGCGAGUUAAACCACAUGUGCUCUAUAAACACAUCAUCAAUGUGUGCGCAAUGACAAGAUCACGUCCUAGCCCAGCAUAGCACUGAUGAAUCCUACGAACAACGUGAAAACCAAUACCGAACUUUUGAUAAACGUCUGGGUGCGUUUCCUCUAGGUCGCUUAUUUGCAGCAAAGAUGGAUAGCAAAUCGGGCACUGCAUGCAAAUGCAUCAGCCAACACCCAGUACGAUAUGCUUUGAUCAACACCCUUGAAUUGUUAAUCAUAAGCUGAUAAUUCAGUCAUACUAUGCUUGUCUUUGACUUCUGGGCAAGUUCAUGUUUCUUCUUCUCUGUAGCCCUCUCGAGUUUAAUAUAAAUCGCAUAACAUAUCAUCUGCUAGCGUCAUUUUGCCCCUAAGAAGGCACGAGUACAAAUCCUUUGCAUGAUCCAGCAGUAUCUGAAUGUCUGGAUCGUCGUGGGUCAUUUCGGCUGUUAGCUGGCUGUGUAUGCACUCUUCAACAAGAAGAUGGUCCCGUGAAGCCCUCUGGACAGUUUUUCGUGUCACAAUGUGUACAAUUUUGCGCAUUUUCUCUAAAGACUGCCUCAAGUAUGUUUUUGAGUUGUUUCUGCCACGAGGGAUCCUUUGCCCCCCUCCCUCCCUGCAAGCAAUACGCUUAUGAAACAUCCCAAAUUCUAAUCAGCUUUUUAAACUGCUUUGUGGUGCAUCAGUGAUGAUUUCGGCAGUCUUACAAUACAAGGGUUGGUCAAACGUUACAAUGGUGUGAAGGUUGUGGCAAGGUUGCAAACUUAGGUUUAUGUUGACAGAAUGCACGCUUUGUCCCCAUUGUACAUAUUAAUCAUAGGCAAGAAUUUGAAUGACAAUUGCAGCCCAGGGUACUGUAUUUUCUGGUGCAAAAUACGCAUCAUUCCCUGCAAAUUCAGUGUUGCCUGAAGCUGAAAAAUAUCAAUACCCUUGGCAAAAUCCAAAAAUUACGGCAGGUCCAAACUUUGGCGUUUCACAUAACACGUCAUCACGUCAAAAGUAACGGACUUGUGGUCCUCCGUAUUGUGUCGUUUGACGCCAUGUGAGAUUUCUGUGUAACAUAAUACGCUUGAACUAUGUCUGACAAUCGUCAAGUGUUCUUGGCCACUCGAAACCUUGGUAUAGACACCAAAAUCAUCAUUUGUAAGGGGAAAGUUACAAAGUUAUGAUCAUUAAUAUAUUUUGAUGGCCAUCUUGGAGUCCAUUUUGGACGCCAUGUUGGAUUUGUGUGUAAUAUAAUAAACUUAAACUAUGUCUGAUGAUCUUAAUGUGUUCUUUGUCCCUUGAAACCUAUGUAAAGCCACCAAAAUAGUCAAAUUUGAGUGGAUAUUUACAUAUCUAUGAUCAUUAAUAUGGUUUGGCGGCCAUCUUUGCGGUCAUUUUAGACGCCAUGUUGGAUUUGUGUGUGCUAUUGUAAACUUAAACAAUGUCUGAUGAUCUUUAUGUGUUUUUUGCCCCUCGAAACUCGAAACCUUGGUAUAGACACCAAAUUCAUACAAUUGGAGUGGAUAGUUAAAUAGUUAUGAUCAUUUAAUAUGUUUUUGAUGGCCAUCUUGGCGGCCAUGUUGGACGCCAUGUUGGACGCCAUGUUGGAUUUGUGUGUAAUAUAAUAAACUUAAACAAUGUAUGAUGAUCUUAUUGUGUUUUUUGCCCCCUUGAAAACUAUAUAUAGCCACCAAAAUAAUCAAAUUUGAGUGGAUAUUUACAUAGUCAUGAUCAUUUAUAGGUUUUGGUGGCCAUCUCGGCGGCCAUUUCGGACGCCAUGUUGGAUUUGUGUGUACUAUUGUAAACUUAAACAAUGUCUGAUGAUCUUUAUGUGUUCUUUGCCCCUUGAAAGUUAGGUAUCGACAACACAUUCAUUAAAAUUUGAUUGUACAGUUACAUAGUUGUGAUCAUUAAUAGGUAAUUGGUUGCUAUCUUGGCGGCCAUCGUGUAAAAAAACAGCUUUCCGGAGGUCCGAUCUCGGUAAACUUUUGAUAUGUUUUAAAGGACCUUCUACCCUACCGGGAUCAGGUAAAAUACACUUUGUAGCAAUUUUUUGGUGGUUGAAGGUAUUUUUUUCAUAUAUUGACCCUACUAGUACAUCUUGCUGAAAAUAGAGUAUUGGCGGCCAUCCUGAAAACAAUGCCGCCAUUUUGAAUUUUCAAGUGGCUAACGUGCUUUUUGAAGAAAGAGGUACCUAAAGGUAAAUUAUGCCAAAUUCUAUGCAUGCAUCACUAAAUGAACGAUUUUUCAAUAAUCAGCGCAGCUAUUAAUCUAUAAUUGUAUAUAUACUUUCAUUUUUAAUUGAAAACCAAUGUUGUUAUAAAUUGUCAAAUUCAUUACCAUUAUUAAAUUUUUCAUUUCAAAUUCUGUAUUCCACCUAUUUACAAUUAUUGUUUAAAUACAAUCAAAUGUAAUGAAUCCCUAAACAAUUUCAAAGCAACAUUUAUAAAAAUUCAUGGUCUUUACCCACAUAGCAACACAUUCAGAAAGAUUGAUACCCUUUGACACUAUGUAUUAAUGCGAACCAGUUGUUGCAAUAGACCGUUCCAUAGCUUUUGUUCCUAUCAAAUUAUUCAAAAUGAUUUCACAGUUUGUAAAUUAUGUCUUCAUCAUCGAAAACGAAUCGACUGGAGCAGCACGAGAAACAGCACGUUGCCUCUGCCCAACUGUCUUUCCACAAUGUAUACAAUUUGCCACUUCUGCCAUUGCAGAAACACAAACAUAAAACUAACUAACACUAGAAAAUUAUUGUAUCCGACAUCAAAUAAGCACAUAUAUGUUUGAACACAUGGCAGAUGCACUGAAACCCACACAACUAUAUAGCAAUCGUAUUCCAAGUCACAAAUAGUAUUGUCCGACACAAACAAAACACAUACUUUAGGCUCAUUCAGAUACCCUCUUUAUAUAUAGUCAGCCCUUAUAAUUACUUUGCAAACAGCAUUGUUGUCUGGUUAAGCGUGUUACCUUAUUUAUUCUUUAAUCACGCCAAACUGUCAUACCGUUUGUCUUAUUAAUAAAUCUUUGACCAGACAAUAAAAGCAUGCCGGCUUAAUUAAUUUUCGUCAAUUCACACGUUUUCAAAACAUAACUAACACAUAGACAUUCCAAUAUUCUUUAAUUAAACCAAACUAUCAUACAAAAUGUCUCAUAAAACAAUCUUUGAACAGAAAAUAAAAGCAUGCCGUCAUAAUAAACGUUUAACAUUUCACACGUUUUCAAAACAAGACGAACUAAAUGGGGCUUAUUUUAAUAAACACAAUCAUAAAAAAGCUAAUAACAAUUUAUUACUAAAUGCAAUCCGGUAUGUAAACAAUUAUUGAGUUACAAAGUUUUACAAUAUGAAAUGAAAAAAAAACAUCAUACAACUACAUUUCCUAAAAACAAUAAUCACGAAUAUUAAUACAUUAAACUUAACAAAUUUUAUAUGAACAAAAUUUCUAUAAUACUAUAUAUAAGAAACAAAAUCAGAGCAAUCGUGCCGGCUUUGUUUCUGUCACGAGACAAAAAGUAUUCCUUUUUUACAUUAGUAUUCUGCUUCUUUGCUGAAACUCACAAUAUGAUUCACGUUUGUUUCAUCAUCCCCGGUGCGUGUUGUCUUUGUUAUAAUGACCGUCUUCGUAGCAAUCGAACCCCACUGGCGCUUGUCCGUAAUGUAUUUUCUAUGGAUCUUUAUAAGACUCGGCUAUUGCGUUAUAUAAGUCGCCUUACUCCAUGGUCAAGGAUUUAGCAAAUACCACCAUCAUGCAUCUGUUUCAUGAAUACAGUUAAUCCCAGCCUCACAUGGCGUGUCUAUAGCAUACUCUCAAAUUGCCUGAGCGAUCUGAGGCUUAUCUGCUGUACACAGUAUGUUCUUGGUUUCAAAGAAGGCAGCAGGAUGGGAGCUCAGUUUAAAAGACAAUACGACUGCACGGAAAGGAUCUCCAGAUUUUGACACCACCCGGAAACGUUGGAACAGAAGAGCAGGAUAAAAAGCACGGUCAGAAGCGAUCUAAACAGCCAAGCUAUUCACAAAAGCUUUGGCUCUGUAUUCUCUCGUGAAUUUAUAAGCAAAGACCGACUUUUCUAUGAUAUCUCUUAUGAUCGUUUUCCCAACCGCCUCAACUGCAUGAACAUUCACAUCUAACCCAGUCACUAUCUUAUUGACCAUGUUUCUCAGAGAAGGGUUAGCUGUGUAUGUAGAGCAGGUUGUAAUAUGUGUCUACAUUUUCUAUAGAUCAAAAGAAUCCCCUUUGAUGCACGCCUCAGUUGAAUCUUUGUGUUGUGGAAUUGAAGUAUAGAUCAGAUCUGUGAAAUCCUGCAUCCCACUGUUGUGCUCGGAUGAUGCAGAUAGGGUCCAAGAGGUUUGCAUUUCCUCGGCCAUUUUACUGCCGCGAGUUAAACCACAUGUGCUCUAUAAACACAUCAUCAAUGUGUGCGCAAUGACAAGAUCACGUCCUAGCCCAGCAUAGCACUGAUGAAUCCUACGAACAACGUGAAAACCAAUACCGAACUUUUGAUAAACGUCUGGGUGCGUUUCCUCUAGGUCGCUUAUUUGCAGCAAAGAUGGAUAGCAAAUCGGGCACUGCAUGCAAAUGCAUCAGCCAACACCCAGUACGAUAUGCUUUGAUCAACACCCUUGAAUUGUUAAUCAUAAGCUGAUAAUUCAGUCAUACUAUGCUUGUCUUUGACUUCUGGGCAAGUUCAUGUUUCUUCUUCUCUGUAGCCCUCUCGAGUUUAAUAUAAAUCGCAUAACAUAUCAUCUGCUAGCGUCAUUUUGCCCCUAAGAAGGCACGAGUACAAAUCCUUUGCAUGAUCCAGCAGUAUCUGAAUGUCUGGAUCGUCGUGGGUCAUUUCGGCUGUUAGCUGGCUGUGUAUGCACUCUUCAACAAGAAGAUGGUCCCGUGAAGCCCUCUGGACAGUUUUUCGUGUCACAAUGUGUACAAUUUUGCGCAUUUUCUCUAAAGACUGCCUCAAGUAUGUUUUUGAGUGGUUUCUGCCACGAGGGAUCCUUUGCCCCCCUCCCUCCCUGCAAGCAAUACGCUUAUGAAACAUCCCAAAUUCUAAUCAGCUUUUUAAACUGCUUUGUGGUGCAUCAGUGAUGAUUUCGGCAGUCUUACAAUACUAGGGUUGGUCAAACGUUACAAUGGUGUGAAGGUUGUGGCAAGGUUGCAAACUUAGGUUUAUGUUGACAGAAUGCACGCUUUGUCCCCAUUGUACAUAUUAAUCAUAGGCAAGAAUUUGAAUGACAAUUGCAGCCCAGGGUACUGUAUUUUCUGGUGCAAAAUACGCAUCAUUCCCUGCAAAUUCAGUGUUGCCUGAAGCUGAAAAAUAUCAAUACCCUUGGCAAAAUCCAAAAAUUACGGCAGGUCCAAACUUUGGCGUUUCACAUAACACGUCAUCACGUCAAAAGUAACGGACUUGUGGUCCUCCGUAUUGUGUCGUUUGACGCCAUGUGAGAUUUCUGUGUAACAUAAUACGCUUGAACUAUGUCUGACAAUCGUCAAGUGUUCUUGGCCACUCGAAACCUUGGUAUAGACACCAAAAUCAUCAUUUGUAAGGGGAAAGUUACAAAGUUAUGAUCAUUAAUAUAUUUUGGUGGCCAUCUUGGAGUCCAUUUUGGACGCCAUGUUGGAUUUGUGUGUAAUAUAAUAAACUUAAACUAUGUCUGAUGAUCUUAAUGUGUUCUUUGUCCCUUGAAACCUAUGUAAAGCCACCAAAAUAGUCAAAUUUGAGUGGAUAUUUACAUAUCUAUGAUCAUUAAUAUGGUUUGGCGGCCAUCUUUGCGGUCAUUUUAGACGCCAUGUUGGAUUUGUGUGUGCUAUUGUAAACUUAAACAAUGUCUGAUGAUCUUUAUGUGUUUUUUGCCCCUCGAAACUCGAAACCUUGGUAUAGACACCAAAUUCAUACAAUUGGAGUGGAUAGUUAAAUAGUUAUGAUCAUUUAAUAUGUUUUUGAUGGCCAUCUUGGCGGCCAUGUUGGACGCCAUGUUGGACGCCAUGUUGGAUUUGUGUGUAAUAUAAUAAACUUAAACAAUGUA